CAAUAAUUGAUAUACAUAUAUAACUACUACUUGAAACCCAAAGCCACUUGUUUGCUGUCAAAAUUCCACCACCUCCACCACCACUAGAAUGUCAUCCCAAGACUCCCAACCAUUCCACUGGUACUCGAGUACAGAUCUCAACAACAAUGAUUUCGAGAUCCAUGGCCGCACUCUCUUCUUCAUCGUCAUCCUCUUCGCUGUAAUAGUCCUCAUCGCCAUCCUAUUCUGGGUUUGUCGCUGCCAACACCACCACUUCCCCUCACAUCCAUCACCCCACGCGCCACCCUAUCAGCCGCAGGGGCAGGGCCUCCAUCCCACCAAAAUUAAAUCUUUGCUGAUAACUCUGUACCAGUCAUCAUCGUCGUCUUCAGGUGGGAGCAAUGACGGCAAUAGUACUGUAUUUGUGGAAGGUGAGUGCUGCAUAUGUCUAGGAAUAUUUGAAGAUGGAGAUAAGGUUAAGGUGUUGCCGCAGUGCCACCAUUGUUUCCAUAGUGAGUGUGUUGAUAAGUGGCUUAUAGAUCGGUCUAGUUGCCCUCUCUGCAGAGCUUCCCUGCUUCAGGGUGACUCUGAAUCCCCUGUUCUCUCCAUCUUAGCAUAGUAAAUCAUACUAAUUAACCCUUUUUCUUUAA
Molecule: messenger RNA, 629 nt
Organism: Hevea brasiliensis (rubber tree)
Lineage: Eukaryota; Viridiplantae; Streptophyta; Magnoliopsida; Malpighiales; Euphorbiaceae
Product: RING-H2 finger protein ATL66
Exons: 1
Coding region: 89-598 (169 amino acids)
Source: RefSeq, a predicted model, not a curated record